Molecule: messenger RNA, 608 nt
Organism: Stomoxys calcitrans (stable fly)
Lineage: Eukaryota; Metazoa; Arthropoda; Insecta; Diptera; Muscidae
Exons: 3
Coding region: 145-525 (126 amino acids)
Source: RefSeq, a predicted model, not a curated record
GCCCCUAUGAGAGCCGGUUGUUGCCUUUGUGUAGAAUUGAGGUAGGAGGCCGGAGUCGUUGUCAGUAAUUUCGCUGAGUAUGGCAAUAGGAGAAAAAUAGGCCGAAUCCGACCAUCUCUCUCGCUAAAUAUCUUUUGAUGGUGCAUGGCGUAUUUACAUAGUGGCUGGACAUUUGCGGCGUCAUAUAUGAUGUUAUUGGAAAAUCUUUUGAUUGGAGUUUCAAAGUGUUUGUUUACGCAUUUUCUAAUGAUUUUGCGUUCAAAAAUUUCAAGUUCGGAGACUACUACAGGAGAAAUUGAGAACCAGAUAGGAAAUCCAUACAGCAGUAAUGACCUGAUUGCAACUUUAUACAGCAAUAGUUUAGUGCUUUGCGAAAUCAUUUAUCAACUUGAGAUGAGCGGAUGCAUUGCGGAGAGCCAGCUGAGGAGAAGGAUGAUGUCCAUAUAUCAAGCAGUCGUCGGCAUACAAGACUGCCUGCGAGUCUCGGCUGGUGUGAGGAAAAUCGUACAAAAGAAUGUUAAAUAGAAAAGGCGCUAAAACACUCCCCUGAGGAACUCCACUACCGACGCUGCCCGGAGAUGAAAUCGUAUCUUGAAUCUUCACAGUGA